AUGUUCAGCGCGUUUGGGAUGAGUGCCACCACUAGUGAAUAUGAGUAUCGAGACAUCAACCAUCUCACUGCGAUGCAGGAUCGAGAACUGGGAUGUUUUGCAGCUGAUCGCACACGAAGUCCAUACAUCAUCUUUCUCAAAGUACCUGCUAAAAUCCUUCAAGCUCCUCUAAUUCCAUUUGAAUCCUAUUUUUUACACGAUCAAGUCCUCAUCAUCAAAAUGGAGAGUCGCGCACACGCUACCGCAAAUGAAGAAUUCGCUCAGUUGUUCAACAAGAAGCUUGAAGAAAUGGGCGGCCUUGAUGAAAAGCUACGCAAGUUGGGAACAGCUCAUUUUGAGGGCCACGAGCGGCUAAAGAGAGCCGAUAAAACUUAUUUACCAAAGAGGCUCCCCAAAGGCCGAUCAAGACAAUGGCCUACUCUCAUUCUUGAAGUUGGUUAUUCAGCGUCGCGCCAGAAACUAACAAAUGAUGUCCAGUGGUGGCAGUCUGAGUCACAGGGGGAUGUACAGAUCAUCCUGACAGUCGAUAUCAACCAGAAACGCAGGGAGAUUAUAUUUGAGAAAUGGGCGUCUACAGGUCAAGAAAGCAUCUAUCGUACAGUGAUCUCCAAGGACACCAGCCAGACUUCUAUCCGUGCCACCAACCAAGACCCUCUUAUCAUUGACUUUAACGGUUUAUUUCUUCGAGACCCAGAUGGGCCCAUAGAGGGAGAUAUCUUGUUUCGUCUGGAUGAUCUAAAGAAGCUGGCAGCUAGCAUAUGGGAGGAGCAAUUCGAAGAAUAG
Penicilliopsis zonata CBS 506.65 is the source of this 783-nucleotide messenger RNA. RefSeq lists its product as hypothetical. NCBI's taxonomy places the organism in Eukaryota, Fungi, Ascomycota, Eurotiomycetes, Eurotiales, Aspergillaceae. The coding region runs from base 1 to 783 and encodes 260 amino acids. The transcript has a single exon. The record is from RefSeq and is a predicted model, not a curated record.